GCGGGCACGCUGGGGCUCGAGCGGCGCGGUCGCCUCCUCAGGGCCCCCAUGGCUGUCUGGGGUUCCCUCCUGCUGCCCUGCCUGGCUCUGCUGCUCGCCCCGGAGCCUGGGCUGGCGGGAGCCGUCGCCGAAGACGGCGACUGGGUCAAGUUGCCCAGCAAGUGCGAAGUGUGCAAAUAUGUGGCUUUGGAAUUGAAAUCCUCCUUCGAGGAAACGGGCAAGACCAAGGAGGUGAUUGAUACAAAGUAUGGCUUUUUGGAUGGCAAGGCGUCCAAAAUCAAGUACACAAAAUCGGACAUUCGCCUCAUUGAAGUGACAGAAAACAUUUGCAAGAGGCUUUUGGAGUACAACCUGCACAAAGAGAGAUCAGGAAGCAACAGAUUUGCAAAGGGCAUGUCUGAGACAUUUGAAACGCUACACAACUUGGUGCACAAAGGCGUCAAAGUGGUAAUGGACAUCCCGUACGAGCUCUGGAAUGAAACAUCUGCAGAAGUGGCUGAUCUUAAGAAGCAGUGUGAAGUGAUGGUGGAGGAAUAUGAAGAAGUGAUUGAAGACUGGUAUCGAAACCAUCAGGAAGAGGACCUUUCCCAGUUUCUCUGUGCAAACCAUGUCUUGAAAGGAAAGGAUACCACCUGCCUGGCUGAGAAAUGGACUGGCAAAAAAGGGGAUCCAGCAAGUUCAGGGCAGAAGAAGACAAAGAAAAAGGAGGGCAAAGGCAACAAGUCCUCCAAAAGCAAAAAAGGCCGUAAGGAUGAGGCAAAGCAAGAAAAGGAUAAUGUGAAGCUAAGUGCUGAAGAGGCACCCAGUCAAGCUAUGGAGGCGGAGGAGGAGGAAGACAAUGUUCAAAAAGUGGCUCCACUUUUGCACAGUGCAGAUGAACUGUAGGUUCCUGGGAGAUGUGUGUGCGCUGCCCGCUCUUUCCCCGUGUGGACUUCAAGCUCGUCUGCAGGCGGCAGAGAAUUGCUUUAGCCCUUUCGGAGUUGCAAGUUGGAGAUUCUGACAUUCUUCAGGGCUGGUGCAGAUCUGUUCCUCGUGGGCACUGCUCAUGGUCACUCAAACUUGAGCCAUCCAGUGUUAUGGUACCUCUUCUUGGGUGUAGGUUGGGCAGUGCCUAGCUAGCCCUGGAUGUAUUUAGAAGGAAAGACGUUGGGCAGAAGGAAUAUGUGAGGUGGUUCCUUGUCAGCCUGGCUUACCUUCCCCUUCCCCCCUUUUGCAGCUUUGAUCGACCAAACCCAACCGGGGCGUGAAGGUAGCAGUCACAGAAAGGUAGGGGAGAGCAAGGUCUGAACAUGUGGGCACUCCUCUUUCCAACCCAAGAUAACAGGAUUUGCUGGUAGCCAAGAUUGCUCCCUAAUUAGCCCUGCAGGCUCGAAUGCAUUACAGUCUUUAAAGGGAAUCGCUGGGAAGGUGGGUUCAGUUCUGCCCUUCCUUGUAUCAUGCAAAUUGCUGAGCUUGCUUGAAGGGAGAUGAGGGGAAAGAUUCUACCUGAGAAAUUAAGGGUACUGUGCUUUGGUUAUGAGACUUUUUCUUUUUACAUUCUCUUCUCACCUGAAAUGGAUUGAUUCCAGUAGCAGCUCUAGUCAGGAGAGUACUUGCAGAAGUCUAUGCCAUUCCCUUCCCUUGCCUCCAAAUUACCUGCCCUUUAUUGCUGCCCUGAAUGUGCUUCCUGAUUUCUGAAGUCCCGCAGAGAGUGUAAAUAAACAGGAUUUUUUGCAUAUCUGUCUCUGUGUCUCCAGCACUUAGGAUGACCAGCUUGGGUUCAGUUUUAAUGCUGUCACUUCAAGGGACCAUUCUGCUUAGUUUUUUUGGACGGAAUCUCAGGGUAAGCCAGCAGAGGUCUCCCAGCAGCACAGUGACUGGGUGAGUGCCACUUUUGGAGCUAGAAAUGAUGUGCUCGUUCCACUUAGGGGUCUUUUCCGUGUCCUCCUGCCAACUCCUUUGCUGCAGUGCUGAAUAGAAAAAAGAUGGCGUCAUGGAAAAAGGAGGGGCUGCAAGUCCAGAAAUUGAAUGUCUCUGGAAGUUUCACAUCAACGGGAAUGCAGCAAGCUCCUUAUACUGAGUCAGAUCCUUGCUUCAGUCAAUUCAGUAUUGACAACACAGAGUCGCUGCCACUUUCCAGUAUUUCAGGAGGGUUUUUUUAGCCCUUCCUGGAGUUGCCAGGAAUUGAACUUGGGACCUUCUGUACGCAAAGCAGAGUGUGUGCCACUGAACUUCAGCUCUUUGUUCUUGAUCAAACAAAUGUGUUGGCAUUUCCGAGUUAACUGUUUGGGUCAGGAAACCCUUAGAACAGGUGGGGAGUGUGCGUAUCUCCAGAUGUUGUUGAGUUGCAGCUCCUAUCACUCCAUGUAGUCCUAUUCUUCUUUUGAUGGAAAUUGUAGUCCAAGAACCUACAGACGGCACUGAGUUAAGGCAAGGAUAGGCAAUUAAAAGUGUAUUGUUACAUUUUAGCAUGCAGAAGUUUGUCUCGGGCAUCUUGUGCAGACUGAAGCAAAAGGCUUGCUGACUUAGGGGCAACCUACUAGCUGUGUAUUUGCAAGGUGAUCUAGAACUAGGGGCAAGGGGCAUCUUGCAUCUCCUUCUUCAAGAACAAGCCGAUGUAUCCUUUUUAAACCAUGGCCGUGGCACAGUGGGACAUGAUGCUUCCAAAGUAAUGGUCCCCCCACCUGGCACAGUUGCCAUCUGGACAGCAAUUCCCCUCAUCCUCGGUCAGUGCAAUGGGAGUGCAGUCUGAUCCAUCUGGCAGGUGCCAGGUGGGGAAAGCCCGGUGUAAGGUACCCUCAUCUGUAUUGGUUUGAUUUGGUAUGUACGGCAUUGAGCAUAAGCAGAGCUCCUUGCUUUAUGGUUAGCUGAUCCAAACCCAGAUCGUCACUCCUUUGCCUGGAAGAAGUGGCUGAUACUUCAUUCUGUCCAUCAGGGAUAGAACAGCUUGCGAUGUUAUUCCUGUGCCAUCUCAGUGUUUAGCUGAGCAUUCUGUUACAUGGUAUGUUGAUUCAACUGUACAUUGUUGCCACUCUACCAUGAAGGUAAAGGAAAUGGGUGUGUCCUGAAAUACCCAUCCAGGAGAGCAGCCAUUUGGGGAUUUGCUUUUGUUGCAGCCACUGAACCCUACCUGUUCCUCAUGGUGAAGAAAAGAGUUUUUGUAUCUAGCAGUAUUGUAAUUUGUUUUGGAAUGCCUAGCCCAGGGGGAGGCAACCCGGUAAUCACUCAAGUGUGGGACUACAAGUCCCAAAUUAGGCAUAAGAACAUAAGAGCCUUGGUGGAUCAGAGCAAAGUUCUGCCUAGUUCAGCAUUCUGCUGCACAGUGGACAACCAGCUGCCCACAAGAAACCCACGGGUAGGAUAUGAGUGUAGCAGUACCCUCCCACCCAUGUUCCCCAGCAGCACCUACAGGUUCAUGCAGGGAGGUUCACAAGCCACCAUGGCUUAUUAAGUGCCCUCGCAUCAUGCAGACUAGCUCACCAGCUUCUAUAGAUAGCACCUUUUUGUCCUAAAACAAAUUCUGAUUUCAGGAUUUCUCUGUGACGGAGCCUUCCAUGUACAUCAGGGAUGCAGAACUUUGGACCUGCUGGCCAAAUUCAGCCGGCUUGGGCUCACAGUCCCGUCUUCAGAGGUUCCCUGAGUAGCCACACUGAUUUUCCCCAUCUGCUGAUCAUUUGGUGGGUCCUUAGUUUUUGCAUUUGUUCCCCCAUCCUCAGUUCUAAAAGGUUGAAAUGUCUCUCCUAAGGCUUGAUUACUGACAGCAAGAGUUUUACCCUAAAAAAGUCAAUAUUUGGGGGACAACUCCAUUCUGCCCCUAGCCCCACUUACCUCUGGAAUACAGUUCCCUGAGAGCUUCUCUUGACGUGGAAUUCAGAUUGGAAGAGUUCAGCACCCCACCCUGCCUGCCCGCCCAUGAACUUGCCAUGGGCCAGGCUCCCUUUGUGGCUGCAGGUUCAGAAAUGUCUUGGCAUCAGCACUGAGAUGGACGGGGCUUUUCUCAUGGAGCUUCUUUCUUUCAUCAGUUGGGAAUCUUAUACUGAGACUGGGGCUUCUAUAGCAGCUUCAACCACACUCCUUUGUUGACCUCUCUGACUUUCAUAAAUAGCUGUGCUUUUGUUUAGUAACUUACUUUCUGAAUGAGGAGGGGUGGGUCAGUGGUCCAACUGAGGCAGAGGGUAUAUAUGAUCCCUUUUGGCUUUGCCACCCUGUUGCCCCUCAAGCAGCCGUGAACAUUGGAUAUGCUAGCUAUAGCUCAUGGGGGUUGUAAUCCAAACCAUCUGAAUGGUACUGCAAUUAAGAAGGCUUUUUUAGUUGAUUUCCGCCUUGGUUUUGUAAUCAAAAAUAGACUUGAAAUGAAUUUGGGAAGUUGUUACCCACAGUUGUUUGUGCUUAAUGGUCCAGUUGUGGGGGAGCAUCCUCACACCAAGUCUUUUUAGCCCAGCAUGGUCUCCUUUUCUGACCUAUCCAGAGUCUUAGGUAGAGCAUCUUUCCUUGGUCUGGUUUUAACAGGAAAUUAAGCCUGGGUUCUGGUGCAUGUAAGGCAUGAUUUUUGCUACUGUCCCCCACAGUCACUGCUCACCAUCAUCACCCAGGAUACCUCUCCUCUCCUUUCCAGCCAGUACUUUGAUACAAACACACUUGGAUGCUUUCACCAUUUUUUGUCCCAUUCCUUUUGCAAAAUAAACUUCACUGUUACUUUCA
Molecule: messenger RNA, 4680 nt
Organism: Varanus komodoensis (Komodo dragon)
Lineage: Eukaryota; Metazoa; Chordata; Lepidosauria; Squamata; Varanidae
Gene: CNPY3
Product: canopy FGF signaling regulator 3
Exons: 6
Coding region: 49-885 (278 amino acids)
Cellular component (GO): endomembrane system
Molecular function (GO): signaling receptor binding
Source: RefSeq, a predicted model, not a curated record